Penicillium macrosclerotiorum is the source of this 543-nucleotide messenger RNA. Its product is annotated as nucleoside deaminase. The record is from RefSeq and is a predicted model, not a curated record. The transcript has a single exon. Gene Ontology annotation, biological process: purine nucleoside catabolic process. Gene Ontology annotation, molecular function: guanosine deaminase activity. Bases 1 to 543 code for a protein of 180 amino acids. NCBI's taxonomy places the organism in Eukaryota, Fungi, Ascomycota, Eurotiomycetes, Eurotiales, Aspergillaceae.
AUGGCAACAGAACUGAUCUCCGUCUCCAAUGGUCAAGGCAGUUUGCCUUUAACGCCAAAGCAGAUUGCGGCGAGUGCGGCCAAUUGUCUUUCCCUCCAACAAUCAGGACGUGAAACUCAUUCAAAGCGACCCUUCGCGGCUCUUCUACUGGCCCCUGACAAUGAGACCGUGCUGCUGUCAUCGCUCUCAAUAUCCCAUGUUAGACAUGCCGAAUGUGAGCUGGCCCGAAGCGCCGCCGAUAAUUACGCCUGGGACUAUCUGGCCAAAUGUACUAUGGUCUCCACGUGGGAGCCAUGCGCCAUGUGCGCUGGAACCAUCUACUGGGCGCAUAUUGGGCGCCUGGUUUAUUUGGCAUCGGAGAAAGCACUACAGGCGCUUACAGGCCAGGGGAAUGCCGAGAAUCUGACUCUCGAUAUGCCGUGUCGGUCUGUUUUUGCCAUAGGACAGUUUCCUGUGGAAGUGGUGGGCCCUUUAAGCGCCGAAGGAUGGGAGCAGAAAGUAGUACAGGACGCUGCAUUGUAUUGGUCCAAGCACGUUGCCUAA